This is a messenger RNA of Manduca sexta (tobacco hornworm), 6774 nucleotides long. It is a transcript of the gene mub, whose product is annotated as poly(rC)-binding protein 3. The record is from RefSeq and is a predicted model, not a curated record. Gene Ontology annotation, molecular function: mRNA binding. Lineage: Eukaryota; Metazoa; Arthropoda; Insecta; Lepidoptera; Sphingidae. The coding region runs from base 348 to 1550 and encodes 400 amino acids. The transcript is spliced from 12 exons. Gene Ontology annotation, biological process: regulation of RNA metabolic process; regulation of gene expression. Gene Ontology annotation, cellular component: nucleus; cytoplasm.
AGGCGCUGCAGUCAACAAAUGGCUCUUCUGUCUAUGACAAUCACAAGCUUCAGACCGACGCGUCAUCGUCGGGUUUUAUUUUAAUUUUUUAAUUAGGUACAUAUAAGCGACAAAGAAAAUUGUGAUAAGUGUGAUUUUAUACACAUCUCGGUGAUAAUAUUAGUGUUAAGAUUUGUUAUGUUGUUGAUGCACAGUGGAAACCUAAACGAGCUUACCCUGCCUGCAGUGCGUGCCAAGAGCCCCAGAGUCCCAGCCAUUAGAUUGCGUGGAGUGUUCCCUGUGUCCGCCCACACGUAGCCCUGUACGCAGCCAACAUUCCGCGCGACACGACGGACACAUCCUCCAGCAUGGACCUGGAGAAAACCCCCACUCUCCACGAUGAAGACUCCAAAGUUACCCUCACUAUCAGACUGAUUAUGCAGGGGAAGGAAGUUGGCAGCAUUAUUGGUAAAAAAGGAGAAAUUGUCAAGAGAUUUAGAGAAGAGUCUGGAGCAAAGAUUAAUAUAUCUGAUGGAUCAUGCCCGGAGCGCAUUGUCACUGUCACUGGCAACACAAGUGCAAUAUUCAAAGCUUUUACACUCAUUUGCAAGAAGUUUGAAGAGUGGUGCUCGCAGUUCAACGAGGGCGGCGGCGGCGGGUCGCGCGCGCCCAUCACGCUGCGGCUCAUCGUGCCCGCCUCGCAGUGCGGCUCGCUCAUCGGCAAGGGCGGCUCCAAGAUCAAGGAGAUCCGCGACGUCACCGGAGCCAAUAUACAGGUUGCAAGUGAAAUGCUUCCAAAUUCAACAGAACGAGCAGUGACAAUCAGUGGAACCUGUGAUGCGAUCACACAAUGCAUUUAUCACAUCUGCUGCGUCAUGUUAGAGAGCCCACCAAAAGGAGCAACAAUUCCAUACCGACCAAAGCCAAACGUUGCUGGCCCAGUAAUCCUUGCAGGAGGACAAGCUUACACUAUCCAGGGCAACUAUGCAGUGCCAGCGCAAGAUGCGGUGUGCGCGCCCGUGUUCCCGGUGGUGGAGGUGAAGCCGCCGCUCGUGGGCGCGCUGCCGCCGCUCGUGGGCGCGCUGCCGCCGCCGCUGCACGACCACCACCUCAUGGGGGGUCUGGCAAAGUCGCCACUGGCUGGCCUCGCGGCUUUGGGUCUUGGAGGUCUGGGACCUGCUAAUGCUGCCGGUCUAAACCCUGCAGCGUUAGCGGCUCUGGCGGGCUCGCAGCUGCGCACCUCUAACCAGUCGCGCAACCAGCCGCAAACCAACCAGCAGUCGCACGAGAUGACGGUCCCUAACGAGCUUAUAGGAUGCAUCAUUGGAAAGGGCGGCACUAAGAUCGCUGAAAUUCGUCAGAUCUCCGGUGCCAUGAUACGAAUAUCCAAUUGCGAGGAGCGUGAGGGAGGCAGCACUGACCGUACCAUUACCAUAUCCGGAAACCCAGACUCUGUGGCGCUAGCUCAGUAUCUUAUCAAUAUGAGGAUCACGAUGGAGACGGCGGGGCUGCCGCUGCCCGGGUACCACUACAUCGCGCCCAACCACAUCGUGAAGGCGCCGAUCCAUUGAAUGGGGCUGCGCGGCUCGGCGUUGGGUUCGGCGCUGGGCUCGGCGUUCGGCUCGGCGUUCGGUUCGGCGCUGCACAAGCCGCUGGCGCCGCACACGCCGCACUCCCCCCUGUCCCCCCACACGCCGCUCUACUCGGCCCUGGCUCCGAUAUACUUCUUCAAGUGAAUGCAAAUCUCUAGCGAUCGAGGGGAAUCUUUGGCGUCCCACCAGAUUCUCGCUGAGCAUAUGUUUACAUUUGUUACGAGUUUAUAAGUAUUUUAGAUAUUCUUAUAUUUAUUCUCCACUGUAUUUAAUUGAUUGAAUCAUAUCGUGUCGGUAAUGAUUAUAAAUUAGAUAAAAAAAAUAACAGGAAUGACGGACUGGGAAAAUUGUAAUAUCGGAGGUUUUUAAAAUGACUGACGUUUUAAAUUAUUGAUCAAUCCGUGAUCAGUGAACAGCGGUCGGUUACGGAACACUCUUAUUAUGAAUAGUGGACGAUUUGAUAUAUUUCUUUUUUGGUUGAGCGUUCACGGAUCAUGGAUUUCAGAAAAUGUAUGCAGAGGGAGAUAGCUAAGCUGAUCGAAUUUACUAUGGAUUUAAGCGUUUGAGUAUUUCAAUUAUCUAUCUAUUUUUUAUUUGAUUAGGUUCAAUACUGAUCACAAAUGAUAAUGUUCAAAAUAAUUAAAAACGAGUGUCGGCAAACAGUAGGUGUAGAUGCGUUACAAUCGACCUCGGACCCGCUGACGUAGCGUAGUGUUAGAUUAGCGAACAGAGUGAGAGGGUUAAAGACAAUAUUUGUACAUAAAAUAAUCGUAAUGACCUGGACAAUUAGGUGUUACAGUAAUAAUACAGCGGCGCGAGUCGCGGCGAUACGAAACCGAUGGGAUCAAAUCCUUUAAGAAACUUACAUUAAACGGAGGCAGAGGCGAAGCGUACAUUUCAUUUAAUGUCGUCUAUAAUUAUCACAAAAUAAAAGACGUUAGUUGUAUAAACAUAGUGUUGCUAAAUGUGAUAGUCUUGUAAUUUAUUUUACAUUUGAACUAAUAAGAUCUCUAACAUAUACACAAUGUGUACAUCGGCUACUGGAAAUUUAAGUCGAAUAAAUAAUAUUGGUCUAGGGAUCAAAGCCAAAGAUUGUUAAAAUUUGUUUAACAUUAAUAAUGUUGUGGAUUUAUGCUAAAUUAUUCUGAGAGUAGUUAAUGUUUAGUGAUGUAAUGUAGAAUGACUUAGUUAAUUAUUUUAUUACCCUCUCCAGACUGCUCAUUGUGUUUAGGCGUAGAAUUAAUAUAAUAGAUAUUACUGUGGUUAUCUACAUAUUUCCAAAAAAAAUAAAUAAAAAAAUCACAUAGUCUAAGGUAGAUUAAGGUAAAUGUAGGACCACUGUUCUUAAAAGCUUUCCAGUGAAUAUUAUUUUAUUCGCAUAGAAAAAGACUAGUGCCACGAGACAACAAAAAUCGCGUGCCAAAGCAAUUUGUAUUUCGUAAAACUUUUCAUGUAUUAAGUAUUUAUGUUGUAUUUUAAAACACUUCUAAAUCUAGUAACAAAUGUUAAGCUACUAAGUUACAAAAAGUAAUAUUAAAUAUUAAUUUUGCACUCUAGUUGUAAGAUUACGCAAUUAGAUUAAAGAUGUAUAGUCUCGAAACAUAUCCCGACAUAAUAAGUCUUUCCCCAUGUCUUCCCCCAAGUAUUUGAGUACUAACGUAUGAUUGUGCCAAAGUUGUGUUAAAAUGUAUGAAUGAACAAAUGUAAGCGAACGGCAAGUUAGUUAUUGGAGAUCAUUAUGUUCGACGGUUUUAUUUCGUUGAUAUUGUUUUUGUAUUAUCGUACUAGUCAAAUUGUUCUGAAAACAUAGAAAAUUAUAAUUUUUACAAUGCUAGUCAAAAUUUAUCAUUUGGUUUAUUCGACUAAAAACAAAGUGUUCAUAUUAUUGUUUUUAUUUUUGUUUGUCAGAUUGUUUAAUGUUUUUGUGUGGUCUCGCUUAAAUUAAAUGACUUAGCAAUAACAUUUUUGAUAAAAUCAAUUAUUUAUAGACUAAUCAAUUGCAAUUAAGAAAAUGUAUAGAGCUUUGUAAAGUAAGUACCACACAGGUAAAAUAGCAUUAAUUUAUAGAUAUAGGUAACUAUGAAAUAAUAAGUUUGAAAAAUAGAAAUUACUAAAGAGAAGAGAUUUCAUAGCUGUGAUUAACGUUUGAAGGGCACUUUUGUGCAAUUGCUACGUCAGGUAACGGACGCUGUACCGUGUAGAGGCGACGCGGCCUGUAGUGUUAGUGCACGCUUAUAGCUCGUGUCACACGUCGCACACAUGUCACCACAUGUCACACCACCGGGGGAACGAGCAAUCUAUAUUUUAUAUAUAGGCAUAUUGCAUGCAACAAGGCAAUUGUAACGCAAAUACUUUCUAAUUAUAAAGUAUUAGAUCAUGGGUGUUGUCGUUAAUAUUUAGUACAAUGCAAUUUGAAUUAUUAGUAGGUAAUAACUACUUAGUGUUUAUUUUUGUCACGUGUAAUUAUGUUCAUUUAUAUUUUAUGAUAAUCAAGACAAUCAAUAUAAUCUUUAUUAUACUCAUAUUUAGAGUAGAUAUUAUGAUAUACUAUUGUUAUUUUGAUUUGCUCAAUUUUUUGACUAUUGUUGUAAGCUAAGCUUCAAAAUUUAUAUUAAGUUUGUCUAUUAUUUAAUGAACAAGCAAUAUUAAAGAUUGAUGUGAAUAAGACAUAUCUCGCAGGCAUGCAGGAGUGUACUGAGCUGCGAAAGAUAUCGCGUGUAGGUAACUAUUUAUCACCUGAACGUGGUGUAAGGUUAAUUCAGUAGGAGAAGAUUAAUAACACUCUUGAGUAUUUUAAAAAUCUCUUUAUUGUAUCUAAUUGCCGUACCCCAUAAAUUAAUUAUCUUAGAGAAAGAUUCCCGUAAAAUAUUUUAAAACGCGAAAAAUAAACACGCAUAUUAUUUAUGCUGAAUUUAAAGCCAAAGGACCCACUUAGUGACAUAAAAACGAAGUUUUCCCAAAAUACCGGCUUAUUAUUUUACUAUAUUCUUUAAAUGAGAAACUAACUAAUAGAUAUCGCCACAACGCAUCAAGUACGAAAACACACAAUGAUGCUUAGGUCACUGCAUUAGAACAAUGAUGACUAAUUACAAGGAGCCGCACAAGAGAACGCAAAAUAUCUGAUUCUGAAAUGAGUCGGAUAAAAAAACGACCAAAAUGAAACAAACUUCCUUCGUCAAUAAUAUGGUAAAGUGUAAGUUUAUAUCAUUCUAUGACUAAUUGACAAUAUGAAUGUAUACUAACAGAUAGAUGGUUAAAAGUGUUGCUAUUAUAAAUGAAACAUAUUUUCUUGUGUGUUCAGUCUAGCGAUAUCCAUGAGUUAGUUCAAUAGUGAUCAUCGCCGUAUUCGUUUUGUACCAGUGAUUAUUUUGUAAUAAUCCAAAAUGGUUUUCGAUUUCCAAAUAUUAUAAUGUACUGAAGGUUCAAAUCGGUGCCAUCUGUUUUAAUAAGUUUUAUUGGUCGUAGUCCCCCAAGUAUUCGAAUUAUUGUCUUAUUUGAAAUAUAACUUAAGUAUAUCAGUCCCAUUGGACUGAAGCGUUUCUUCAAUAUACUAAUUUAUUUUACUGUUAUGAAUUGUAUUAGCCUUUAUUGACAGGGUCAGACUGCGUUGUAUAAUAGUGUAAUUAAAUUCAAUUUUAGUAAAUAAAAAUAAAUGUAAUAGUAAAUUUUUUUAACAACUUCGUGUUACAGCACCUGAAUUUGAGAUAAUGCACCAUUUUUAAAUGUCCUAUUUAUCGGAUUUAGUGGCGAUUCGAUUGACAUAAUAUUGUAUUUGUUCGGAUAUUUUAUAUAAAAUCCUUUUGAAAGAUAUUAUAUCUACCUACGAGAGAGGAUUUACAGGCAAUCUAAAAAUGCAAAAUUACGAUAUAUUAAAACAAUAUUUUGCUACGUCGUAAAUAUGUAUAUCCAAGUACAGGUUUCAGACGAUUGGGUAAGAAGGGUUGUGUAAUUUGUUAUGCAUAUACAGUAUUCAAUAUAAUAUUAUAACUUCUUUGAUCCUUCUUAGAUAUUCUAAAUUUAUAACUACAAAUUCAUCUUAAAUGUAGUUAAUCAGGGUAUAAACAAGUAUGGUACAGAAAAAUCACAAUAAUUUCACUUAACAGAAUCGUAUAGUUCAAAUAAAUCUAUGCUUAUAAAUAAAUUACUUAAAACGUCAUGCGACGCAAAAAAUAUUGUGCGUAUAUCCGUAUAGUGUAACAGUUGUCCUCUUAUUUAUAAACUUUCUUAAUCAGUAUGAUUAUUAUGUCGCAUACACUUUUAAACCAUUUAAUAUAAUGAAGUGAUAUAAAAGUGAUUAGUUAAAACGGUGAUUAAGGAUGUUUAUAUCUCAGUUGGUAAGGUUUCAAACAGUUUAAUGAAUGUAAUUCAUGAUGCAUUCAAUGUAUACGAACGUAUAAUCAAACGUUCACAACUAUGUGAAUUUCAAUUGGAUUGUUUAUUUACGUUGAAACCUAUUUAUUUAUCUAUGCCUCGUAUUUCAAGUUCGGUGUUUGCAUAAUUUAGUAUUAAAUUUUAUAGUAAUUAUCGACUGAGUAUAGUUAAGAAUUAAUAUCAAAAAUCCAACAAAACUAAUCGGGUCUCUUGAUUUACUGCUGCAAUUUCGAUAAGCAUUUAAUUUUUUUUUAUUUAAUGUCGUUAUUGAGCAUUGUAUGAGCUUCUGGAAUGUCUUAUUCUCAGAAACUGACUAACAUAUCUAUGAUUUAAAUAAACAUUUAAUCAGAGUUUGUUAUCUUUAUAAAAUGAAUCGUAAACUUAGUAUUUAUAAGAAAUUAUCGAUGAUAUUUGAUUCACACAAACGACUGUUAUUUAAGAUGUGGCAGUAUGAAAUAAAACCUUGCAUCAAAACAAACCUUAUUUUGCUUCUUUUUAUAUUUUUAAGUCUGAAAUUUAUUUAUGUUGUGAAUCCAAACUAUUUGAGUAAGUUGAAACAUAUCUAUAAGUAAUUGCAUAUACGUUUGUGUGUAAUCAAAAUAAUUAAAAAAUCUUUGUCUUCUUUCGUCACAGUCACAGAUUAGAUGUACACUUGUCAUAUCUUUCAAAUAUCACUGUAAUUGUCAAAGUAUCUAAUCGUUUUUUAAAUUGAUUAAUGUUAUGAAUAUAAAUGUUGUACUUACGGUUACAGUAUACUGUCAUUGAGGUUCAUUUAAUAUAUUAAUUGAUGUUUGUUUUCAUUACGUUAACUCAAUAAAGUGUGUAAAUAAAA